AUGUAUCUUAUAUGCAUAUGGAUCAAAGAUACUGAGGAUUGUCAUCAGGCACUUAAAACCAAUGAAUCUUCUUGGGCGUAUCCUCAAUCAACAAAAACUAAAAUUAAAUAUGAAGAUAUCAAUGAAUUUGCUGAAAAUUCUGCUGAAGAAUUUAUGAAGCUAAUUAAUGAAUCGGCUGUUGAAGAAAUUAUAACUGAAGAUGGAGUACAAAAUAGUGUAAGUUCAUCCGAAAUAAUAUCUAACAAAAUUACUGAAGAACUUGUAGUAGUACAUGCUGCAUUAUUUUGCCAAAAGAAUGAUGGAUCUCUACAACUUUCUCUAAAAUUUUGGCAUAGCUUUCGCGAGUUAUUCUUUUAUGAAUAUAAGGCAUUCUCGGAGCAAAUGCGCCAAAAAUAUAACGAUGAUAUCGAUAAAUCGGUUAUUCAGCAUUUGAUAAACUCAUUGCAAUACAGAAACCAUGAAGGCUAUUUGGAUUCAACUCCUAUUCAAGAGAAAAAUACUUUAAAAAAAAAUGAUAGAUUAUAUUAA
Molecule: messenger RNA, 528 nt
Organism: Rhizophagus irregularis DAOM 181602=DAOM 197198
Lineage: Eukaryota; Fungi; Glomeromycota; Glomeromycetes; Glomerales; Glomeraceae
Source: RefSeq, a predicted model, not a curated record